Molecule: messenger RNA, 2107 nt
Organism: Haliotis rubra (blacklip abalone)
Lineage: Eukaryota; Metazoa; Mollusca; Gastropoda; Lepetellida; Haliotidae
Product: lanosterol 14-alpha demethylase-like
Exons: 11
Molecular function (GO): heme binding; oxidoreductase activity, acting on paired donors, with incorporation or reduction of molecular oxygen; iron ion binding
Source: RefSeq, a predicted model, not a curated record
AUCCGGGUCCGGUGUUGUCAGGCCCUCGGCUGUUUUCAACAUGCAAGGCAAAGAAUCGUGCAGUUAAUGUGACAUCUCAUCCGAUUAUCUGUCAAUACAUAGAGGUGGCCAGCCACAAGGCAGCUGAGAUAUUACAGCAAUGGCGACCGAGGAUACAAUGUCGAUGGUUGGUGGUGUCAUUGAACACAUGAAGGAAAUCAACUCAGCGACGGCCGCUCUGAUAACAACGACGGUGGUACUGAGUGCCCUAAUGGCAAUGAGGGCUUUAAUCGAAAAGAAACAGGAGAACCUGCCACCUCAUAUACCUUCCGUAAUACCGUUUCUGGGUCAAGCUGUCAGCUUUGGACAAAGUCCCAUAGAGUUUCUUGUAGCAGCCUACAAACAAUAUGGGCCAGUGUUUAGCUUCACCAUGGUGGGAAAGACCUUCACAUACCUCAUUGGCUCCGAGUCGUCAGCGCUGUUCUUCAACAGCCGCAAUGAAAACCUCAAUGCCGAGGAAGUUUACAGUCGACUCACCACACCAGUGUUUGGUAAAGGUGUUGCCUACGAUUGUUCUAAUGCUAGGUUUCUGGAACAGAAGAAAAUGUUUAAGACUGGACUGAAUAUUGCAAGGUUCAGGGAACACAUCCCUAUGAUUGAAGAAGAGACCAUCAAGUAUUUCGAGAGAUGGGGUGAAAAGGGGAGAGCAUGGUAACUGCCUAUUAAUGUUUCAGAUUUUUUCAAGGCUCUGUCAGAGCUGAUCAUAUUGACUGCAAGCAGGUGUCUCCAUGGUGAGGAGAUCAGAUCUAUCCUGGAUGAGAAAGUGGCCCAGCUGUACUGGGACCUGGAUGGAGGCUUCUCACAUCUCGCCUGGCUUCUCCCAGGAUGGCUGCCAUUUCCAAGCUUCCGGAAACGUGACCGGGCGCAUAUGGAGGUGAAAAAGAUGUUCUACAAGGUGAUCGAGGCCCGGCGCCAAUCCAAGGAAUCACAUGACGAUAUGCUGCAGACUCUCAUAGACUCCCCAUACAAAGACGGCAGCUACCCCACGAAUGACGAGGUUGCCGGGAUGUGCAUCGGGCUGCUCCUGGCUGGCCAGCAUACGUCCUCCACCACAACCGCCUGGCUCAGCUUCUUCCUGGCUAAAGACAAACAACUGCAGAAUCGUGUUUAUGAGGAACAGAAGAAGGAGUGUGGUGAAGAUUUACCUCCCCUGACUUACGAGGACACUAAAAACCUUCAGUUGUUGGACCGAUGUCUGAAGGAAACACUCCGACUCCGACCACCCAUUAUGACCAUGAUGAGGAUGUGCAAAUCACCGCAGAAUAUUCUUGGUUUCACAAUCCCCCCAGGCCACCAAAUCUGUGUCUCCCCAACAACCAAUCACAAGCUCCCCGAUACCUGGACAGACUUCAGUGUCUACGACCCAGACAGAUUCCUGGACCCUGAUGUUGCUAACAGUGAGAAGUUUGCCUACAUUCCCUUCGGCGCUGGCCGACAUCGUUGUAUUGGGGAAUCCUUUGCGUAUGUCCAGAUCAAGACGAUCCUGUCCACUGUUCUCCGCAAGUAUGAACUUGACCUUGUGGAUGGUUACUUCCCUGAGAUAGACUUCUCCACGAUGAUCCACACACCCAAGAACCCUGUCAUCAGAUACAAGCUGAGGAGGACAUAAUGGCUUGACCGCUGUGUUCUUGUGAUGUGUGUCUGUGAUCUUGUCGAAACUUCUACGUAUCAGUGUGUUGACAAGUGGGUCCAGUGUGACCUCAUUGAACAUCCUGGAGAUGCAGUCAGUAUUUGUUCUUGAAGUUUAAAAAACAUGUAUUCUACUCAAAAGAAGUUAGGGAACACACAAGAUGUUCAGUUGGCUCUAGUCUGUGGUCUCUAUAUGGCAUCAUUCUGUAUUUACUUGACAUGGAACCAACGAUAUGAUACUGUCAAACACCCUUGAGUUAAACUUUGAUUUGUUGAACUCCCAGUUAUCUUAAAUUGAAAGCUUAGUUUCAGCGUAUUCCUUCUUGUCAAACCUUGGACUUGAAAUAUUUACGUACGUUCCUUCAACUUCAACAGUGUGUGACAUCUUUGACAUGUCUAUAGCAAUCUUUAAAUGGAAAUAUGUUCCUAUGAAGCAAAA